Messenger RNA from Psammomys obesus (fat sand rat), 2515 nucleotides. It is a transcript of the gene Uimc1, whose product is annotated as ubiquitin interaction motif containing 1. The record is from RefSeq and is a predicted model, not a curated record. Gene Ontology annotation, biological process: double-strand break repair; positive regulation of DNA repair. Lineage: Eukaryota; Metazoa; Chordata; Mammalia; Rodentia; Muridae. Gene Ontology annotation, molecular function: histone binding; DNA binding; K63-linked polyubiquitin modification-dependent protein binding. The coding region runs from base 57 to 2255 and encodes 732 amino acids. The transcript is spliced from 15 exons. Gene Ontology annotation, cellular component: BRCA1-A complex.
UUGGUACAGCUGGAACCUUGCGGGGAGCGCGGGAAGCUGGGAGAACGGUAAAAAAGAUGCCACGAAGAAAGAAAAAAGUUAAAGAUGCCUCUGAGUGCCAGAACUUAGAGAAGAAGGACCCAGAAGGCAGCAGCUCUGUCAGUGUAAAGAAGCCGCGCAGGCUGGAGGACCUGCUCAUCGUGAUAUCUGACAGUGAUGGAGAGGAAACAAAAGAGGAGAAUGGAUUGCAGAAAAUGAAGGCAAAACAGUCAAACAGAUCAAAGUGUUUGGCUAAAAGAAAAAUUGCACAGAUGUCAGAAGAAGAACAAUUUGCUUUGGCUCUCCAAAUGAGUGAGCAGGAAGCUAGGGAGGUGAACAGCCAGGAGGAGAAAGAAGAGGAGCUUUUGAGGAAAGCCAUUGCUGAAAGUCUGAAUGAUCACUUGUUUCAGAGUUGCUGGUCUUCUGAGGCUUCUGCUAUCAGAUGUCGACCUCUGGCUGCUGGACCAUCUUCACAUUCCCAUCAAGAAAGCACCAAAGACUCUGGAGCCGCUGAAGGCACAUGGCAGCUGGCACCUCCAUCACUGUUUAAAGGCUCACAUGUCAGUCAGGGAAACGAGGCUGAGAAAGGAGAGGAGCCCUGGGACCACAAUGAAAACACUGAAGAGGAGCCGGUCUCUGGCAGCUCAGGAAGCUGGGACCAGUCAAGCCAGCCAGUGUUUGAGAAUGAGAACGUUAAAUGUUUUGACAGAUGUACUGGCCACUUGGCUGAGCACACACAGUGUGGGAAGCCACAGGAAAGUACUGGGAGCGGUUAUGCUUUUUCCAAAGCUGUCCAGGGUCGGGGGGACACAUCUAGGCAAUGUCUUCCCAUCCCAGCAGACUCCACAGCUCUCCAGGACAUUGGGGGCACUGUGCACUACUACUGGGGUAUUCCAUUCUGCCCGGCUGGAGUAGAUCCUAAUCAGUACACCAGGGCCAUUCUCUGCCAGCUGGAGGUUUAUCAGAAGAGCCUGAAAAUGGCCCAGAGGCAGCUUUUGAAAAAAAGAGGGUUUGGGGAACCAGUAUUACCUAGACCUCCUUUUCUGAUUCAGAGUGAAUGUGGCCAAGAAGAUCAGACUAGUGAAAAAAAUGAAGGCAUCUCAGAAGAUAUGGGAGAUGAAGCCAAAGAGGAAAGGCAGGAAUCUAGGGCAUCUGUCUGGCACUCAAAAACCAAGGAUUUUCAAAAAAGUCCAAUUAAAAGCUUGAAACAGAAACUUUUGUUGGAGGAAGAACCAACAACCAGUCAUGGUCAGCCUUCCCAAGGUCUGUUUGUUGAAGAAACUUGUGAAGAAGUUCUGAAGAGUUCUGAAGGUGGUGACUCUGUGCCUGCCUCACAAAGCAUUGCAACUUUGACCAGUAAGAGAAGCUUAGUCCUUAUGCCAGAAAGUUCUUCAGAAGAAAUCACUGUUUGCCCUGAGACACAAUUAAGUUCCCCUGAGCCCCUUGACCUCAAUAAAGAAGACUCUCUAGAGAGCAGAGAGAUCCCCAUUGAAGUAAGAACAACAGUGGACGAUAGGCAGGUUGAUAAUAGGGAAGAUGGUGAGAAAGAAAAUCCUGCUCCUGCAUUCUCGUCUAGUACCCGGGUGUCCUGCCCACUGUGUGACCAUGACUUUCCUCCCACAAAGAUUGAACACCAUGCUAUGUACUGCAAUGGUCUGAUGGAGCAGGACACAGUGUUGACUCGGAGACAAAGAGAGGCCAAGAACAAACGUGACGGUUGGAGAGCUACACAGUCUGCCCUGGACACCAGCAAGAAGGAAAAGUGUUAUCUGUGUAAGUCCCUGGUCCCGCUUGGAGAGUACCAGAGUCAUGUAGAGGCCUGUCUCCAGCUUGCAAGGGUGAAUGGAGGAGACGGGACUGAAGAAAGUAGGAGGCCAGGAGUGUGUGCAGCUGUGGAGGGCAAGCAGCAGCAGCGACUAAGGAAGUCAAAGGGAAAAGGCCACAGUCAAGGCCGACUCCUCAGCCUCUUGGAACAGUCUGAGCACAAGACCACAGGCAUGGAGAAAACCCCCAACUCUUCAGAAGCAAGACCCGUCAGGAUGCCCUCACCAGAGAUGGAAGAGGCCGGCUGCAGCAGAGAGAUGCAGAGUCCCCGCUCACAGCUAAGCUUAACUGAGUCUCCCAUCAAGUCUUUUGUUCCUGUUUCAGAAGCUACAAAUUGUUUAGUGGACUUUAAAGACCAGUUCACUUUCCGGUCGCGGACCAAAUCAGGCCGAGGAAGAAGGAGAAAAUCUUAAAUUUCUUGGGAUUGGUGGUUGACCAGAACCAUUAUUGUUGGGUUGGUCAUGUUCAUUAAUCAUAGUGGUCUCUAGUUUGUGGUGAGAGUUUGGCCCUGCUGUUUUCACCACCAGCACCCAUUCAGCAUCCUGGUUUUCAUGUUUUAUAAGAUCUAUUCAGACAACUAUGAAUAGUAUUCUGUUUUACAAAGUCUGUUUGAAUUUUCAUAUACUUAAAAUUUAAAUAUAUUUAUCUAUCUUUGUAUAAAAUCUUAUUUCAA